Messenger RNA from Phialemonium atrogriseum, 1266 nucleotides. RefSeq names its product short chain dehydrogenase. Lineage: Eukaryota; Fungi; Ascomycota; Sordariomycetes; Cephalothecales; Cephalothecaceae. The record is from RefSeq and is a predicted model, not a curated record. The transcript has 2 exons. Gene Ontology annotation, molecular function: oxidoreductase activity, acting on the CH-OH group of donors, NAD or NADP as acceptor. Bases 285 to 1217 code for a protein of 310 amino acids. Gene Ontology annotation, cellular component: cytoplasm.
ACGUAGAGGGGUCGGCGGACGUCUGAAAAGAGCAAUACUGGAAAUACACGGCUUUCGUUAGCCGCGUGGGAGUAAGGCUGGUGCGGAGAAGCUUCAUGGAGACUCCCAUCCUAUGUGAGCGAGCAUUUAUAAACUUCGUUUGGAUCCUCAGUCUUGUCUAUAAUUGCGAUUGCCCAAUUCAUCUGUCGUAUGGUUGAAGUUGUUUUCCCUUGGCCGUAUCAACCAAACCCACACCCCUGAACACCAAGACUUUCAUAUAUAAACCAACCCCAUCACCGCCAACAAUGUCCCUCUCCGUCGCCGGCAAGUACGCCGUCAUCACAGGGGCAGGCUCAGGCAUCAACCUCGCCUUCGCCCGCCUCCUCCUCCAGCGCGGCUGCUCCGUCCUGAUCGGCGACCUCGCGCUGCGCCCGGAGGCCGAACAGCUCCUAUCCGAGUACCCCCCAGCAGCAACAACAUCCAGCCCCACCCCGAGCGCCAACAACAAGCCGACGGCGCUCUUCCAGCGCACCGACGUGACCUCGUGGCCGCAGCUCUCGGCGCUGAUGGCGCGCGCCUCCUCGGCCUUCCCGCGCGUCGACAUCGUCGUGCCCGGCGCGGGCAUCUUCGAGCCCGCGGCCAGCAGCUUCUGGGACGCGCCGGGAACCCCGAGGAGCAGGGACCCGGCGGAUGCCGAGCCGGGCUCGUACGCCACGAUCGCCGUCAACCUGACGCACCCGAUCCGGCUGUCGCAGCUGGCCAUCGGGCGGUGGACGGAGCGCGGGGAGAGGGGCACGCUGGUGCACGUCAGCAGCUGCGCGGGACACAUGGUCGGGAUCGGGACGCCGCUGUACUUUGCGAGUAAGCAUGGCUUGCAUGGGUUCGUGCGGAGCCUGGGCGGGCUGAGGGAUGAGCUUGGGAUCCGCGUGUCGGCGGUGGCGCCCGGCACGGUGAGGACGCCGAUGUGGGGCGAGGAUCCGGAUAAGAAGGGCAUGGUGCGCGAGGGGGAGGGGGAUGUGGCGAUCGAGCCCGAGGAGAUUGCCGAGGCGAUGCUGGAGUUGUGCGAGAAUGAGGAGUAUGGCGAUGGGACUAUCCUCGAGGUGCUACAGGGCGCGACCCGGGUCGUGCCGCUUUAUGGGAAUGUGGUGCCUUCGGGCCGGGGGCUGAUGGUGUCUGGGUAUGAGCAGAUGCAGAAGGAUUUGUAUGAGAAGCUCAGGACUGAGGGGUUGAAGGUGUGAAAUCGAGAUUGGACAUUCGAUAUUUGAUAGCGGUGGUGACGUUGAGCUU